Apaloderma vittatum (bar-tailed trogon) is the source of this 1638-nucleotide messenger RNA. RefSeq names its product probable G-protein coupled receptor 116. The transcript has 5 exons. Gene Ontology annotation, biological process: G protein-coupled receptor signaling pathway; cell surface receptor signaling pathway. The annotation marks the transcript as partial. The record is from RefSeq and is a predicted model, not a curated record. Gene Ontology annotation, cellular component: membrane. Gene Ontology annotation, molecular function: G protein-coupled receptor activity. NCBI's taxonomy places the organism in Eukaryota, Metazoa, Chordata, Aves, Trogoniformes, Trogonidae.
AAUUUCCUCUCCACAGUGGAUUUUAUUGUUGCUGAUUCCACAAGUGAAGCUUGGGAAGACCUGAAUAAAGAGAAGAUACUCAAAAGUUCUUUGUUACUGCAUUCGGUAGAAAACUUUUCCCUACGCCUCCAACCAGUUAAUAAUACCAUUCCUACUGUUUCUGCAAAUACCCUUCAACUGCAAGGUAUAGUUGUCACAAAAAAUAGCAACACAAAUUUUAAUAAGAACUUCCGCAGUACAGAAAACCUCACAGUUAGUGUGUUCAUUGAUGAAAAUGAAGUUCAGACUCUCACACAAAAUUCAACCAUUGUCAGUGUGAUGUACUCAAAACUUGGAGGUAUUUUGCCCCAGAAUGAGCCUGAAUAUGUGAAUGGUUUACUGAUAACAACAACAGUGAGCAGCAACAGAAGCCAGAAGUUUGAUAUUAAUAUGACCUUUGCAAAGAAAAACUCAUCUCUAAAGACACCCCAGUGCGUCUUCUGGAACUUCACACUCAACAGCCACAGUGGGGGCUGGGAUACUCGUGGCUGCACACCCACAGAGGUAGAAGAUUAUGUCACUUGCUCCUGCAAUCACUUGACAUCGUUCUCCAUUCUUAUGUCACCUGAUACAUCCUCUCAGCUGAUGUUUGAAGAUUACAUUACCUACACUGGCCUGUCCAUUUCGGUCCUGAGUUUGGUGGCCUGCAUUAUAAUUGAAUCCUUAGUCUGGAAAUAUGUAACAAACAACACAACCUCCUACAUGCGCCAUGUCUGCAUACUCAACAUAGCUACAUCCCUCCUGAUCGCUGACGUUUGGUUCAUCGUCACUGCCUCCAUCAAUGACCAAAACCAGCAGAUGAGCAAACUUAUUUGUUUUGUGGCCACUUUCUUCAUCCAUUUCUUCUACCUGUGUGUCUUCUUCUGGAUGCUCAGCCUGGGCCUCAUUCUUUUCUACAGACUGGUCUUCAUCUUACACAACACAAGCAAGACCAUUCAGAAAGCUGUGGCAUUCUGCCUGGGAUAUGGGUGCCCCUUUGUCAUUGCAGUCGUCACCAUUGCUGUCACACUGCCAAGGAACAGUUACACCAGAAAGGAUGUCUGCUGGCUCAACUGGAAGGACAGCAAAGCUCUCUUAGCAUUCGUCAUACCUGCCCUAAUUAUUGUGGCCACGAAUUUGUUCAUCACGGCAGUUGUUAUAAUAAAAAUACUGAGGCCAACCAUUGGCGAUAGGUCAAACAGGCAGGAGAGGAACUCUUUGUUUCAGAUUGGCAAAAGUGUAGCCAUCCUGACACCACUGUUAGGCCUCACCUGGGGAUUUGGCCUUGCCACCAUCAUCAAAAACAGUCAUCGAGUUUUCCACAUUCUCUUUGCUCUGCUUAAUGCUUUGCAGGGUUUAUUCAUUCUGGUGUUUGGGACUCUCUGGGACAAGAAGAUACAAGAAGCCCUGCUGAAGAGGAAUUCAGUGUCCAAAUGGAGUUCACAGCAAACAAAGUCAAGCUCGCUGAUCCUGGUGACACCAAUGCUUGCUAUGAGCUAUCCAUUUGCAAGAACGUUUAACAACUUAUGUGGGAAAACAGGAAAAUAUAUUGUAUCCUCUUCAGAGCCAUCCAGCACUUCUUCUGAAAACAUUUCCAAGUCAUAUUCUUUGCUUAACUGA